UAUAUGUGUGUGCAUAUAUAUCCUUAGUUUAUUCCUCGAAUAGAUUGUUGACUCUUGGCUCAACCUUACUCUCUUUCUAUUUCUACCUUUCUCUUUCCUCUUAUUCGUCCCUCUCCGUCUACAUUUCUCUUUUGGUCUUGGUAAGAUCUACAAAAAAACAAAACCCUAGAAAAGAGAAGAACCAGAGGAGAAUCAAUUAGAGAAUAAAAUUGAUGGGAAGAGGAAAGAUUGUGAUCCAAAGGAUCGAUGAUUCUACGAGUAGACAAGUCACUUUCUCCAAACGAAGAAAGGGUCUUAUCAAGAAAGCCAAAGAGCUAGCUAUUCUCUGCGACGCGGAGGUCGGUCUCAUCAUCUUCUCUAGUACCGGAAAGCUCUAUGACUUUUCCAGCUCCAGCAUGAAGUCAGUUAUUGAUAGAUACAACAAGAGCAAGAUUGAACAACAACAACUAUUAAACCCCGCAUCAGAAGUAAAGUUUUGGCAGAGAGAAGCUGCAGUUCUAAGGCAAGAAUUGCAUGCUUUGCAAGAAACCCAUCGACAAAUUAUGGGGGAACAACUAAAUGGUUUGAGCGUCAACGAGCUAAACAAUCUUGAGAAUCAACUUGAGAUAAGUUUGCGUGGAGUUCGUAUGAAAAAGGAACAAAUGCUGACUCAUGAAAUCCAAGAACUAAGCCAAAAGAGGAACCUCAUACAUCUGGAAAACGUUGAACUAUCAAGAAAAGUACAAAGGAUUCAUCAAGAAAAUGUGGAGCUCUACAAGAAGGCUUAUACAACAAACGGGUUUGCACACCGUGAACUAGUUGUCGCGGAUGAUGAAUCACACACUCAGAUUCGGCUGCAGCUAAGCCAACCGGAUCAUUCCGAUUAUGAGACCCCACCAAGAGGAAGCGAAUAACAGCAUGUGAUUGAAGUUCGAAGUUCGAAGAUACCAUGAUGUUGAAGAACAAACCAAAGUUUUGGUUUGAAUAAUUGGAAACAAAGAAGAAACCUCAAGAAACCAAGCAUGUUCCUUCUCAUCAAUUAUAUAUAUUUUUGUCUCAUUCUCAUGUGCAUUUGAAUUAUAUAACUGAAGCAUAUAUAAUACAGAAGAAAUACAAGUAAA
Messenger RNA from Brassica oleracea var. oleracea, 1100 nucleotides. RefSeq names its product agamous-like MADS-box protein AGL21. The transcript has 8 exons. Lineage: Eukaryota; Viridiplantae; Streptophyta; Magnoliopsida; Brassicales; Brassicaceae. The record is from RefSeq and is a predicted model, not a curated record. Gene Ontology annotation, molecular function: protein dimerization activity; DNA-binding transcription factor activity, RNA polymerase II-specific; RNA polymerase II cis-regulatory region sequence-specific DNA binding. Bases 213 to 893 code for a protein of 226 amino acids. Gene Ontology annotation, biological process: positive regulation of transcription by RNA polymerase II. Gene Ontology annotation, cellular component: nucleus.